AGGAGAUUAGAACAGACACAUGGAUAUAGACUGCAGGGAGUGGGUGUUAUACACAGGCUUCCUUCUAGUAUCCCCAGUGACAGACCAUCUGCUGCAAUGACCGAAUCACAGAAGAGUUUGACCCAGGGCAGCGCAGCCCCAGGACCAGUGCCAGAGGGUGUAGUUCGGCUUUACAGCAUGAGAUUCUGCCCUUUUGUCCAAAGAGCACUGCUUGUCUUGCUUGCCAAGGGUAUCAAACAUGAAAUUGUCAACAUUAACCUAAAGAGCAAGCCGGAUUGGUUUUUUGAGAAAAGUCCUCAUGGAUUGGUACCAUCUAUUGAGACUUCUGAUGGUAAAAUCAUUUAUGACUCUCCAAUAGUUUGUGAUUACCUGGAUGAAACCUAUCCCGGGAAAAAGCUGACUCCAGCAGAUCCCUAUGAAAAAGCACAAGAGAGAAUGAUUCUGGAACAAUUCUCUAGGGUCACAUCUGCAUUGACCAGUAUUCUGUUUGCCAAAAAGAAAAAUGAAGAUAUAACCGAGUUAAAGACAAAGGCUUUUGAGAAAUUGAAAACAUUAGAAGAGGCACUGACCAAGAGGAACACCGCUUACUUUGGUGGAGAAUCCGUAUCUAUGAUUGACUACAUGAUGUGGCCCUGGUUUGAGCGGUUCUGUAUCUAUGAUGCCACCGAGUCUUUGGAAAAGUUCCCACGUAUGAAUGCCUGGCACAAGCUUAUGCUGCAGGACCCAGCUGUUAAACAGACCUUCAUCCAACCAGAUGUAUAUCUGGGCUUUUUCAAACUAUAUAGUCAGGACCGUUUAGAAGCGGCUGACUAUGGCCUGGAGUAAAGACAUCAAUGACUGUGAUUUUCAAUGUUUUGUCACUUCAAAGCUCUUAAGACUGAAUAAAGGGAUUUUCUGUAAUAUGUAAAAAUUUUCCUUCAUUCCUGCAUUACUAAUAAUAAAAAGUCCAGCUCACAUACAGUGAUUACUAGGAUGCACGGAUAAAUAAUAAACAUAUAUAAAAACACAAAGACAGUGAUGUGGAUCUACAUAAUGUCUGAGUUUGUUUAGUUAAGGUGAAUAUCUAGAAAGCUUUCUGCAAUAGCCACCGGCUUAUACUCUAAGGUAACACUGUUUUUCGGGUUCAUUUGAAAACCAUUUGCUUCUCACAUGUGCCAGAUGCGUACACUGCUCCUUUGUCUAUCUUGUAAGUUAUUCUGAAUGUUCAAUAAAGCUAGACAAUUCAUCUUA
Messenger RNA from Hyla sarda, 1230 nucleotides. RefSeq names its product glutathione S-transferase omega-1-like. Gene Ontology annotation, biological process: glutathione metabolic process. Lineage: Eukaryota; Metazoa; Chordata; Amphibia; Anura; Hylidae. Bases 97 to 825 code for a protein of 242 amino acids. Gene Ontology annotation, molecular function: glutathione dehydrogenase (ascorbate) activity; glutathione transferase activity. The record is from RefSeq and is a predicted model, not a curated record. Gene Ontology annotation, cellular component: cytoplasm. The transcript is spliced from 7 exons.